AUGUCAUCUCCUUGUUCAACUCCAAAGAAACGCCUAAAAUCGAAACAUACAAAACCCAAUUCUCCUUCAAUUCCAUUACUGAAGGAGCCAUCACCAGGAUUUUUUCCUACAAAACAAGAAAUCAUAAAUUUACUUGGAGUCAUCACUAUUGCAAUCGCUGUUGCUGUUACCUUUAAUUACAUUGCCACCAAUCUCAAUUGCCAACCAAAACCCUAUUGUGAUAGUAUUGAUAGAGUAGUGUCAGAUGAUUAUUCUUUAUUAUCAGAUGAUUUGUAUUGCGAGCCGUGUCCUGAGAAUGGAGAAUGUGUUGAUGGGAAUCUGGAAUGUGUAAGUGGGUAUAAGAAGCAGGGAAGGUUGUGUGUUGAAGAUGGGGAAAUUAGCCAAAUAGCUAAGGAGCUUUCUAAAUGGAUUGAGGUUCGUGUUUGUGAAGCGGCUGUUGGGUGUUUGUGUGAUGGGAUUGGGGAAGUUUGGGUUCAAGAGGCUCAAGUAUUCAAGGAAAUUGCGGAUAAACAAGAUUUGAAAAGGAAGUUGGGGUUAAAGAAUGAUGACUCUUAUGUGCUUACAAAACAAAAGGCAAUGGAGUCGGUUGAUAGAUUGUUAGAAACAAGGAAAAAUUUGCAGGGUAGGGUUAAGGAAUUGAAGUGUCCUGAUGCACUAGUGGAGCAUUAUAAGCCACUGUUCUGCUAUGUGCGUCAUUGGGUCAUAAAGAAUGCAUUCUACUUAGUCCCAGUUUGUGCUUUGAUUGGAGGAUUGAUGACUAGUUUUGUUUGGUUACUUGGCAAAGUUCGUCGGAGGCGGUAUCUGUCAAACAGAGUUGAAGAGCUUUACGAGCAGAUUUGUGACAUUCUUCAAGAGAAAGCGGUGAUGGCAAAGAGUGCUUUUACUGGUGAAGGUGAACCCUGGGUCGUUGCGUCUUGGUUACGAGAUGACCUCCUCUUGCCAAGGGAAAGGAAAGAUGCGCUGUUAUGGAAAAAGGUUGAGGAGUUGGUCCAAGAAGAUUCUCGUUUAGAUCAGUACCCAAAGCUGGUGAGGGGUGAGUCGAAGGUUGUUUGGGAAUGGCAAGUUGAAGGUUCGUUAAGCUCUUCAAGGUCAAGAACAAAGGGUAAAGGAAGCAAACAGACACCCAAUGGAAGACUGCCAAACUCACCUGCAAGCAUACAGACUCCCAGUGGAAGACUGCCCAACUCACAUGUUCAUAUAGCUGCUAGCAAUUGA
Messenger RNA from Papaver somniferum (opium poppy), 1215 nucleotides. RefSeq lists its product as uncharacterized. The record is from RefSeq and is a predicted model, not a curated record. The transcript has a single exon. Gene Ontology annotation, molecular function: chromatin binding. NCBI's taxonomy places the organism in Eukaryota, Viridiplantae, Streptophyta, Magnoliopsida, Ranunculales, Papaveraceae. Gene Ontology annotation, cellular component: nuclear inner membrane. The coding region runs from base 1 to 1215 and encodes 404 amino acids.